AUCUUUGCUCAGAAUGUUCUUCCAUUUACUUCAUAGUAUAUAAUUGUUAUUCAAAUCAAAAGUUAAAUACAAAAUUCGUAGUAUUUAAAACUUACUGUUAAUCAUCUCGUAAAAUGUGGCCGAUACGUUUUUCGUCUGUCCACUUGUGCAUAUUCUGUCUCCUUUUUUUGGCGAUCCACCAACAUGCGCUUCAAGCAGCGCCGGCCCACCGUUCGCACCGGGAACGAGACUCCCCAAAAUCGCUCGAGGAUCCCCACCUUGAGUUUCAGGGCCCAAAUAGACCCGAGGAUAACACGGACCAUGGGCAGUCACGGGAAUUGGCCGCCCAGGUGAUCCACCAUCAUGCGAUACAAGAGGCGCCGGCUCAAAGUUCGCACCGUCAUCCAAACUCCCACGAAUCGGUCAAGGAUCCCCACCUCGAAUUUCAAGGGCCAAAUAGACCCAAGGAUAGCACGGACCGUGGACAGUCACGGGAAUUGGGAUCCCAGCUGAUCCAUCAUCAUGCGAUACAAGAGGCGCCGGCUCAAAGUUCGCACCGUCAUGCAGACUCCCACGAAUCGCUCAAGGAUCCCCACCUCGAAUUUCAGGGGCCAAAUAGACCCAAGGACAGCGCGGACCAUGGACAGUCACGGGAAUUGGGAUCCCAGCUGAUCCACCAUCAUGCGAUACAAGAGGCGCCGGCUCAAAGUUCGCACCGUCAUGCAGACUCCCACGAAUCGCUCAAGGAUCCCCACCUUGAGUUUCAGGGGCAAAAAAGACCCGAGGAUAACACAGACUAUGGACAGUCACGGGAAUUGGGAUCCCAGCUGAUCCACCAUCAUGCGAUACAAGAGGCGCCGGAUCAAAGUUUGCACCGUCAUCCACACUCCCACGAAUCUCUCAAAGAUCCCCACCUUGAGUUUCAGGGGCCAAAUAGACCCAAGGAUAGCACGGACCAUGGGCAGUCACGGGAAUUGGCCUCCCAGCUGAUCCACCAUCAUGCGGUACAAGAUGCGCCGCCUCAAAGUUCGCACCGCCAUCCAGACUCCCACGAAUCGCUCAAGGAUCCCCACCUCGAAUUUCAGGGGCCAAAUAGACCCAAGGACAGCGCGGACCAUGGACAGUCACGGGAAUUGGGAUCCCAGCUGAUCCACCAUCAUGCGAUACAAGAGGCGCCGGAUCAAAGUUCGUACCGUCAUCCAGACUCCCACGAAUCGCUCAAGGAUCCCCACCUCGAAUUUCAGGGACCAAAUAGACCCAAGGACAGCACGGACCAUGGACAGUCACGGGAAUUGGAAUCCCAGCUGAUCCAACACCAUGAGCUACAGGCGGCGCCGGCCUCCCGUUCGCACCAUCAUCGAGACUCCCACAAAUCGCUCAAGGAUCCCCACCUCGAAUUUCAAGGGCCAAAUAGACCCAAGGAUAGCACGGACCAUGGGCAGUCACGGGAAUUGGGCUCCCAGGUGUUCCACCACCAAGCGAUACAAGAACCGCCGGCUCACAGUUCGCACCGUCAUCUAGAGUCCCACAAAUCGCCCAAGGAACCUCACCUUGAGUUUCAGGGACCAAAUAGACCCGAGGAUAGCUCGGACCGUGGACAGACUCGGGAAUUUGGCUCUUGGUCCGAAAUGCCCAUGAGACUCUUUCACCUAGUUAGCGAAAAUCUAACGACAGUGGACAGUAGUGGCGACCGUAACCAGCGAAAGACCAGCGCUAUGCAACGACAAGCUAAGAAGCAUCUUUCCCCUCGUGCAAGGACAUCGGGAACGAGUGAACGGCACAAGGAGCUCACCAUACCACUAGCGCGCGGAAUAGUAAACAUCCACGGCAGGCGGAUCGCAAACCCUUGGAUUGUCACCUACGGGGAUGUGUGGAGGGACACGCGUCUCGCUGCCGGGCAUUUAAGCAGAGUACCCCGUUUACACUUGGCGUCGUCGCCAAUCGUAAACUACUAUCCUGACGAGGCCAAGCUUGCCAGCGUAUGCAAGUCGACCAUAUUUAUGCAAAAAUACGGCAUGCCACGUAGGAUGUCGUCCUGGACUUGGAUUCAGUACCAUAUCUACCGGAAAGCCUUCACUUACAGACGCAUGGACCUAAAACAGUGGCAUCGCCAAGCAGUUCUUGACAUAGACUGCCACCGCUUUCAUAAGAAAUCAACGGUCCUUGCAUAUUUGGAAUGCGCGUUAAGUCGCUAUCAGAGAAAUGAAUAUCAAAUACCCCAGUAUCCAAAGCGCCAGAACCAACUGUUCUAUGACAACUAGAUCAAAGCAACUUUUGAAAAAUUCUAGAUAAAAAUAAAAAUAUGAAA
Messenger RNA from Drosophila pseudoobscura, 2287 nucleotides. Its product is annotated as LIM domain-containing protein A-like. The transcript is spliced from 2 exons. The record is from RefSeq and is a predicted model, not a curated record. NCBI's taxonomy places the organism in Eukaryota, Metazoa, Arthropoda, Insecta, Diptera, Drosophilidae. The coding region runs from base 114 to 2240 and encodes 708 amino acids.